This is a messenger RNA of Gadus morhua (Atlantic cod), 1671 nucleotides long. It is a transcript of the gene katnbl1, whose product is annotated as katanin p80 subunit B-like 1. Lineage: Eukaryota; Metazoa; Chordata; Actinopteri; Gadiformes; Gadidae. The record is from RefSeq and is a predicted model, not a curated record. The transcript has 10 exons. Gene Ontology annotation, cellular component: nucleolus. Gene Ontology annotation, molecular function: microtubule binding. Bases 194 to 1126 code for a protein of 310 amino acids.
UUGAGGCGUGAAGACAUAAAUCCCAUAAUGCGUCGCGCUCCCGGUGUAUUCAUUUGAAUGGUAACUCUGAAGAGCUAUCAAACUAGCAUGUGAGAAAAAAACAGCAGCUAGUUGAGUUUACCAAACUCAUAAUUUUGUAGAUAUCACUGAAAAUCUGCAAGGCGCUUUUUCAAAAUGAAACGUGUCUCUCAUUAUGGCCGCUGGAGAUUAUGACGAGAGGGUGCGCCAAUAUCAUGAUUUAAACCACAACUUACGUGAUGGCCAUUUGCGACCAAAUCUGCAUAUUGAUGUUAAGGAAAACAUGAAGCAGGUGGAUUUUUUAAAUAAGGAAGCGUUAGAUAAUGAGAGAUAUCAAGUGAAUCACAGCGGAUCUGGACGAGGCAAAGCGAAGCGAGUGUCGUCGGUAAAGCGCAAAGGACUUCCAUCAACUGGGGGCAAGCUGAAACUGCGGUGCCAAGCCGCACCAGUAGCAGACCAGGCCUGUGACUCUGGCAUGGCCAACAAGGAGAAUGAGCUGGCCUCCUCCGAAGACAUGUGGGGCGGUCACUACAAUGACAAAUGUGCCCACCCACUGACCACUGGAGAGGCCUCCAAGAUGGCAGGGGUUGGCUCCAAAUGCAGCGAUGCCAUGGCUCAGCUAUCAAAGGACCAUGAAGCAAUGUCUCAUGUAUUGUUUGGAAGGAGUCUCCGCUUGAAUGUAGCUUUAACACUUUGGCGGAGAAACGCCAGCGAAUUUGUGGCUUACCUGAUCAGAAUUCAAGACCCCGGCGUGCUUCUUGACUGCCUACCUAUGUUAACUAAAAACCUUCAAGACGAAGCAACGUGUAUAUCGCUUGGCUGCUGUGUGGAUCUCUUACCGCAGGUCAAAGUCAUUCUUGCCAGUACAUAUGAGGAGCACUUAAUCAUUGGUUUACACUGGGUUCAAUCAGUCAUCAGGAAAUGGUUGCCGGAACUUUCCACAAGUGGCAAAAGCCUGCCAAGCAGUUGUUCAGAAGAGAGGAACGUUGAAGUCCUGAAGCAGCAGCUGAAGGACUUGUGGCAGGAGGGAGGCCGGUUAUGUUCAGUCCCAGGAACCACGGGAGAGAUGGCAAAGGUCAUCGAGUCGAGCCUAUCUCACCUCCGCUGACGGCUGUGGAAGGCACAACGUGGGCGGGGCCAACGAGAGCGGGACCAACCACGGCUGUGAUCCAAGCAGUCACGGGUCACGGUACACUGGGCCAAUUAGGACCGUGGGAGCACUGGACAGGUGCAAUCCGCCACUCCCGACGUCUUGCAUGAACCAUGCACUUCACGCAGCUCCCUCAUGUAGAGACAGAGACACUAAAGGAGGGUUCAAACCACCCUCCUGCCAAAAGCCACACACGGAACAGGAAAUGACUGCUUCACAUUGAAGUGGAUUGUCUUUUUUUUUUUUUAAGGGGCAUUAAAACGGACCUUCCUCAUCGAAGGUCGUGUUUGCUCAAUGUUCUGCUCCUUAUCGCACCACUUGAAGCGCAACGACACCCGCAUGGAUGGAUGUGAUGAGCCCCACUGUUGUGUUUUGCACUUGGACUCUUGAGGUUUGAUCAAGAACUUGACACUGCAGCAGUCUUAAGUUAUUAGGGUUUUAUUUCUUCCAUCAAUUUGCCUUAAUAUGACAAUUGACUGUACAAAAUAAAAAUUAAAACCAAA